AGAAGAAGAAGAAGAAGAAGAAGAAAAUGCCGUUCAAUGAAUGUUGCAUUCGCUGUCUGCCUCGAAAUUAUCACCCUUCAAAACAUCGUGUACUGAACAAAGGUUGAUGUCAGGUUUCACUCAAUGUGUUCACGGUAGCUCCGCAAAUUACAAUGGUCAAAGGGGCGGAGUCAGUGUUAUGAAGUUAGGAGGUGCCUCUGCCUUCAAGCAGCUAAGAAAUGUAUUAAAAAUACAAAAACACCGCAACAUGGGGCGUCAUUGGCAGCAAUUUUGUAAAAAUUGCACAAGUUUACAAAACAACCUGGAAAUAUGGGUAGAGAAGAAGAAGAAGACGGAUGCGUGAUAAGUGUUUUUAAAUCACCUGCACUGGACAUCUAUUGGAGCACGUAGAUACCUCAUCGGGCCUACAGGCCUUUUCCAAUGGAUGAUGGAUCGACAACAGCCAAAGGAUAAAACUAGGAUCGGCUACUUUGGCAAUGUCAAGAACAGGUUGGGAUCCAAGCUGCCUGCCAAUGUCAGCCAGCCUCCGGGCUUCAUCGCAGCUCCUUGGGAGCCGGUGGCCAGCGGACACAGGGCCCAGGCCAGGCUGCAACCCUGGCAGAGCAGGGAUGUGGUGGUCCAGAAAGACCCGGCCGGGGCACCCCCUCACCACGUGCCCUUCAUCCGAAAUCCCCGUCUGCGGCAGUACUAUCUCAGCGAGCCAGCCUGCAUGCCAGAAAUAGGAGUCAAGACAGCAGAGGGAGCUGACGGCAAGAAUGACGCCAAGGAGCAGCACGAUGACACCGUCUUCAGCAUCGCCUCUCAGUUCAGUGCCAAUGCCACCAACCUGACACCAGAGAGCAAGCCCCUGUCCGCUACACUUAGCCCUGCUCAGCUGUGUGUCCUGGAGAACAGGCUUGGUGCCGUGGGAGCAGCAGCAACAGCAGCAGCAACAGCUCCACCGCAAGCCGAGGGGCCUAAGCACAGCCCACACGCCGACCUGGACGUGACAGCCGAUUUCCUCCCUCUUCCUCCUCCGCUGGUCUCCUCCUCCUCCUCCUCCUGCAUGACCCCCAUCUCCCCCUCCACUGACGCAGAGUACGACAAGCUCCUGGACGUGGAGGCCGUGCCCAUGCCCGAUGGGAACCUGUGCCUCCUGGCUCUGCCACCCGAGUGCUCCCAGGGAGAGGGGCCCACCUCCAUGCAGUACCUCAAGCUCUGCAGCCGAUACAUCACCAACCGCAAAGGCGUUGUGUCUGGCAUACUGCUGGUGACGAGCAGUAAGAUCUUCUUUGACCCGUGCAAGAGCCAUCCGCUGGUGGUGGAGCACGGCUGUGAGGAAUACCUGCUCUCCUGCACGGUAGACAGCCUGGCCUCAGUCUCCUUCUACUCAGACAUCUCACACGUGCACUUUAAUGACUCAACACAAAGAUGGAAAGGGAAGAGGAAGAAGGGUAAAGGUGAAAGGAAUGCUGCCGCGACACCCCAUGAUGAGGUGCAGAGCACUGGGUCCCAGCCUCAGGUAGAGGGGGGAGAGGCCAUCCCCGCCCUGGUAUCUGCCCUGACCUCAGACUUCAGGCUGGCCCUGGGGAUGGGGACGGGGACUGCGGAGGGUGAGGAGGAGAGUGGAGAGACCCUGGACAUGGCUGAGGCAGAGAGGCAGCUGGAGGGGAGCCGCCCUCUGGACGAGCUGGGCCUGCAGAGCACUGGGGCUCUGGGGGCCGCCGUGCUGAGCGGCGCUGCUGCCACCUUCUGUUGUGGAGGACAAGAGGCAGGCAGCACAGAGAUACCACAGAAAGACAAGUCAGAGCUGCAACAACAACAGCAGCAGCAGCAGCAGCCGUGUCUGAAGAGGCAAAUAGCAGGCACUACCAGGCCCUCGUCAGGCAACACUGGAAAGCUGAUAUUUGUGCGGUUCAGACACCAACAGCCCCAGCGGAAGAAAAAAGUCAUCUCUGGCAUUGAGAUCAGGAAGUCCAGGCCUCCUCCACAGAAGGAUUCAUGGUUUACUCUCGCACAGGAGAGCUCCGAUGAGCUGUACGCGUACCUGAGCCAGUGCAGGCCGGACCUGUGUCUACUAGAAGGCAGGGGUGGGGAGGAGGAGGAGGGGGGCGAUGAAGAGGACUUUGUCCUGGUGGACGACCGAGAGGUGCGGUCUGACGAGGAGGAGGAGGAGGAGGAGGAGGAGGAAGAAGAGGACGAGGGACAGGAGGGCUGGCACGCAGACAACCGUGCAGUGGAAGACUGGGAGAUGAUCUCUGUGGAGGAUGGUGGUGUUCGAGGGCCAGUGAUCCUGGACAAAGAGCCAGAGGGAAUCCGUGAGAUCGUAGAACAGAGCCGGAUUCUGGAGGCGUCUCACGUCCGAGAGAUCGCCAGUGAGCUGCCCCCUCGCACCGUGGGGCACACGUGGCACCUGUCCUACAGCACCUCACGGCACGGCGCCAGCCUCAAGUCCCUCUACCGGAAGCUGAGCGGCACUGACUCGCCUGUCCUGCUCAUCAUCAAAGACUCCAAUGACCAGAUGUUUGGUAGUUUCCUCUCGCACCCCUUGAGGCCGAGUGACAAAUUCUAUGGCACCGGAGAGACAUUCCUUUUCCUGUUACACCCCAGGUUUAAAUGUUUCAAGUGGACAGGAGAUAAUUCCUUCUUCAUCAAAGGGGACCUGGAUUCAUUUGCCAUCGGAGGAGGAAGCGGCCAUUUUGGUCUUUGGCUGGACGAGACCCUGUUCCUGGGUAGAAGUAGCCCCUGCUACACCUUCAACAACUGCUGCCUGUCGGAGACCAGUGACUUCCACGUGAUGGAGCUGGAGGUUUGGACAUUCGGCUGAGGCCCACUGCACAUUCCCUGGAUGUAGGGGGUUCCAUGGUGCAAUUCACAAUGUUCUCCCAGAAAUACGACUGUGACAUUAAGACGGAAACAAGCAUCCCUCAUGGAUUAAACGCCUUCACGGAUCCCCUCUUGCAUAAAUCAUCCCAUGCAAAAUAACUCUUCUACUCUCUAUGGAUGAGGUGAAUAGAUUUCGAAUAGAUUCCAAUAUUUAUUUUAACUAGCUGUCUAGCCUUUUUUGAGUGGCCAAAUUGUUCUCCAGAGAUGCUCUGGAGUAAAGGACUCUUCUUAUGUCUUGAGAAAGGGCAGGUUUGUUCUUUUUACCGCCUUUGCAAAUAAUUUUCACUUGAGACCAUGCCGGUGCUGUAUAUAUGUAUAUAAUAAUAAUACUGACAAUGGACUUCGCUCAAUGGACACUUUAACUGAAAACUGCAUGUUCCUGCUCUAUUUGUGCCACAUGUUAACUUCAGUGCUUCAACAACGAGCCUCUUCCUCCAUUUUGCACAUACUAGUUAUAGUACACAUGCAAUUCAAAGGAAAAAUAACAACUAUCAUUCCUUAGGGUAUGCCAUUACUAACAGCAAUGAACUGACUCUCCAAAUCUUGCCGCCUUUGGCUUUCAUUAGUGAGUGACCUGUUGAUUCCUGUUCACUUGGUACAGAUGAAAAUAAACUGGACAGUGGUUGUAAAUUCUUGCUGAAUCA
This is a messenger RNA of Engraulis encrasicolus (European anchovy), 3509 nucleotides long. Its product is annotated as nuclear receptor coactivator 7. Gene Ontology annotation, biological process: response to oxidative stress. The record is from RefSeq and is a predicted model, not a curated record. Lineage: Eukaryota; Metazoa; Chordata; Actinopteri; Clupeiformes; Engraulidae. Bases 425 to 2806 code for a protein of 793 amino acids. The transcript has 18 exons. Gene Ontology annotation, cellular component: nucleus.